AUGAGCCUUCCGUGUGCCUGGUGGAUGGCACUGGUGUGGGCAGUGCCAAAGAUUCAUGGCUUGCGCCCAUCUGCCGACCACAACAUCUCUCGCGCGGAUGUUUGCUGUUGCAAAGAGUUCGGCGACAAUUUCGAGUUCCAUGACGCAAGGCAGAUUUACCCAUAUUGCCAAGCUUUGAAAACGUUCAGGAGUGACCGGCCCUUCUGGUACUACCCGGCCACAGGCGGAAAUCUCAAAGCAAAGUGCUGUUGGACGAGCGGUUGGUCCUGCAGCUCUACCGGAGACCACGACAAUGCCGGGACGGAAAUUCCCUCCGAGAAGCAUGCGGAGAGCUGCCCGUACCACGGCCCCACGGGAACCCCUGAAGGAACGGUGCAGGUUCCGGACACUUGGGAGGAGGUGAAGGGGAGCUGUUGCUGCAAGCAAGGGGUCCUUGAGGGCGUGUGCGCCACUUGGAAGAAUCUACGAGGAGUAGAACGACCCUUCUGGUUUUAUUCCCAUGGCUACGGUAAGCCCGGCGAGUGCUGUUGGGCGGGUGAUGUGACCUGCUUGCCCACGUUCGGUAUUUUCGGGUCGGACGGAAAUGGUGGCGACAAGGUUUCUGGCGAUGCUCGGAGGGAGAGGAAUGUGAUUGACACUGUCGACCUUUCCAAGAAGGCCGCCGACAAGGCCUCGGAAGCUCUCUCGGACAAGGAAAAGGCGAAGAGGGGUCCGGUGAAGCUGACUCCAUCCAUCCUGGGGCAGGGUGUCUUCGAGCCAAGGCCUACCUCGUUGUGUAAGGAAUUCCGGUACUGCUACGACGGUCCAGAAACCUCACAGACAGCAAGAACGCAGAAGAUGUGGGAUGCCACCGGCUAUGUCACUGGCGAGGUGUGGUUUAAUUGGAUUCACGUCGUACCAGUACCAAGCGAGGGCUACUGCCUUUGGGUGGUCAGGAGCCCGCAACGCAACCUGGAGCUGAAAGAGUCAACGACGCAAACCUCUACACAAUGUCCUUUCGGUGGCUUCCCCUUACAGAAGCAAGGGAAUAUCGACCCUGUGGGCGAACUUCGGCAAGAAGCCCAGAAGUUUGCAGGCUACUUUGAGUCUGAAGAGAGUGCCCCGGGCCUCUGA
Messenger RNA from Symbiodinium necroappetens, 1113 nucleotides. The record is from the annotation of a GenBank genome assembly. NCBI's taxonomy places the organism in Eukaryota, Dinophyceae, Suessiales, Symbiodiniaceae.